UCAACAUGGCGCUGCCCAGGGUUUUCACCGGAGCUCCGUCUGUUAGUUGUAUAAUAAAAAUAAUUUCGGUUCUUUUGAGUUGUCAGAGAUCUUAAGAAACUAUUUGACACGAAAAUAUUGCUGCUUCGUUUUUUUUAAAUCGUUGACUUAAAAAAAAAUACCAGAUAUUAAAACAAAUCUAUUUACGCCUGAACAGCACCAUGUCUGGGUCAAAUGUCUGGAGUCGCACUAGGGAGAAAAUGAGACUUUUCCCGGAACGUUUUGCACAGUGUGCGAACGAGGCAGCAGUGUAUGGAAAGUGUGUAGCUGCAACCACAACAGGCACACAGGAGCUGAGGAAGGAUCUGUGUGCCAAAGAGUUUGAAGCACUGAAGAUCUGCUUUACCAACGCAGCCAAAAAAAGAGCCAGAUGAAUGGAAAUCAGGCUUAUCUGGACCAAUCUCAAGAAGACCAAGUGACUGACUUUUGAUGCUAAGAACACAGUUUUUCGUCAGUGUGGUUGAGAUAAGCCAUUAAGAACUGCCGUAG
Messenger RNA from Neolamprologus brichardi, 528 nucleotides. It is a transcript of the gene ndufaf8, whose product is annotated as NADH:ubiquinone oxidoreductase complex assembly factor 8. Gene Ontology annotation, cellular component: mitochondrion. Lineage: Eukaryota; Metazoa; Chordata; Actinopteri; Cichliformes; Cichlidae. Gene Ontology annotation, biological process: mitochondrial respiratory chain complex I assembly. The record is from RefSeq and is a predicted model, not a curated record.